AUGCUGCCUCCUGUGAAACCGAUUCUCUUCACUCCGGGUCCGCUGAUGACUUCGGAGACGGUGAAGAAGGCCAUGCUGACUGACUAUGCCAGUCGCGAUAUUCGCUUCAUGCAAGCAGUGAAGUUUAUCCGCGAGGAACUUAUAUCUAUUUCUGGAUUAAACCCUAAAGAGUGGACGUGCAUUCUGCAGCAGGGUUCGGGGUCGAUGGGCGUUGAGGCAGCCAUCUCCACCGUUUUCCCGCGCACAGGUGGCAAGUUCUUGCUCGUCAACUCUGGCAAGUACUCGGAGAAGCAGGCGUAUGUGAUAAAUAGGUUCAAGUUCCCAAUGGUGGAGCUGAAGCUCGGUGAAGGCAAGGAGCUGCAGAUGAGUGCGCUGGAAUCUGUCAUCCGCGCCAACCCAGACGUCACAACCGUGGGCCUCGUCCACCACGAGACUAGCACCGGUAUGCUCUACCCAGCGGAGCAAAUAGCCGAGGUGGUGCGCCGCGAGUUGCCCCACGCCAAAAUUAUCAUUGACGGCAUCAGCGCCUUUGGCGGUAUCCCGUGCGACUACGAAAAGGCGUGCGACGUGCUAGUUACUGCACCGAACAAAUGUCUGCACAGCGUGCCUGGAAUCUCCAUCAUCCUGGCCCGCCGCUCGCUCAUCGAAGCUGCGAAGGGGUGCGCUCGUGGUGCCACACUUGACCUUAGCAUGCAGCUGAAAUCGUUCGAUGCGAGCGGUCAGUUUGCCGUCACGCCACCGGUCCACGUUGUGAUGGCGCUGCAACAGGCACUCGUAGAGUACAAGCAGGACGGCGGCUUGGCAGGCAGGCAGAAGACGUACCAGGCGAAGGCACAGCUGGUGCGCAAAGCUGUGAAAGAGAUGGGCUUCACGCUUUUCUUGGACGAACGGAAGCCGAGCUGCGCCAACAUUGUGGUGUGUGUCAACAUGCCAACUGAUCCGCGCUGGAACUUCAAGAAGUUCUACACCUACCUCAACGAUCGUGGUCUCAUCAUCUAUCCUGGCAAGGCGUCGUAUGCCGAGACGUUUCGUUUUGGCAUCGUUGGACACACUUUGCUUACCAACUGUGACUGUCUCAUGAAGUGCGCCAAAGAGGCUCUCCAGUCCAUGGGUAUUGACCACCUCCAAGCAAAGAGCAACAUGUAA
Molecule: messenger RNA, 1146 nt
Organism: Leishmania braziliensis MHOM/BR/75/M2904
Lineage: Eukaryota; Euglenozoa; Kinetoplastea; Trypanosomatida; Trypanosomatidae
Product: 2-aminoethylphosphonate:pyruvateaminotransferas e-like protein
Exons: 1
Coding region: 1-1146 (381 amino acids)
Biological process (GO): organic phosphonate catabolic process
Molecular function (GO): 2-aminoethylphosphonate:pyruvate transaminase activity
Source: RefSeq, a predicted model, not a curated record